GCGUCGCACAAUGUUGCACCACAGCUCUGUGAGACUAACCUCUGCAUAAGAACAUUUCUUAAGAAAAUAUGAGCAAAAAGGACAUGAUAUGCCGGCCAGUCUCUUUAAAAUUCACAAUCGAUAAUAUUCUUAAAAAAGAUGUUUGCUCAAAAGCACCGCCUCCAUUGGACAGCGCGUAUCCAUCCAGAAAGGACAGGAGGCAUCAGUCAGCGCACAGGACAUCAGACGAAUCAGUGCGGACGGUCAUCGCAUGUGUUGUCAACUCUCAGAUCGAUGCACAUGAUGUUCAAAGAGUGAUUGACAUGUGUCCAAAAACGGAAAGAAUGAGCAGUAUGGAAGAAAACGAAGAACAGAGAAGCACCAAUAAUCCUAAACCAAUAACAAAGAAGAAAACGCGUACGAUUUUCUCCAAGAGACAAAUAUUCCUACUGGAAUCUACAUUUGACAUGAAAAAAUACCUCAGCACCGCCGAGCGAGCUUGCCUUGCCAACUCUCUUCAACUCACAGAGACGCAAGUGAAAAUCUGGUUUCAGAAUCGUCGGAAUAAAUUAAAGCGGCAGUUAUCUACGGACUGUGACGGACCCUGCUCACCGGAACACGUAUCAAUCGAUGCUCUAAAGAAAAUGCAGAUACCCAGUUUGUACAGUGAAGAUGUAGGAAACGCUUUAUGGAGAGGAUGCUUAUUACCGGUGCCUUUCCCUGUGAAUGGAAACACAUCCCCUUCCCCAUAUGUGUACCUUUCCAAUGCAAAUAACUAUUUUAGUAUUUUCGAUGGAGAUAUGCAAGUUCUCGAAGCCUUCUGGGUCACAGAACGCUUUACAUCAUCUCGCUUUUGAAAUCACAUUAACGAAAUGAAAAGAAUAAAGAGGACACUUGAUUUGAACCCCUUCUGAUCACGAUACCAAAUAGUCAAAGCUAACUUUGUUUGUGUCACAUGUGCUCGCAUGUGUCACUUUGUAUCAACAUCAACAUAAGUGCACAGUUUAUUUGUGGAAUAAAAGGCCAAUAAUAACAAUGCUACUAGUCCUAGUAAUAACAAUAGUAAUAAUCAUGAAUAUAUCAUUAUCAUUGGGUAUAUUUUAAUAUAUCAGAUAUUUGAUGCACUACACCGCUCUGUCAGAUAAACCAAUUAUGUUUCAUUGAAAUGUUAUAAGCAAGUAGGCCUAAUGGGUAGGUAUGCUAAUACGAAUUAACCUGCAUUUAAUAAUGUUGUUUUUUUGUUUUGUGGAAUGAUGGUCCCAUAGGCCCAAAUAUCUUUUUUUGUUUUUGCAUGUCAGUCUUACACUACCAUAGAUAUAUUGUGCGCUUUGCCAGGAUUCAUUCAAUAAAAAUAACAUUUGGCUUUUUCAUUCAAACGCAACUGGAUUGGCCCAAACGACUAAAACUGGGUAUGUGAAUAUUUGUGUAAUUAAUUGACAUUUAAUAUUUUUCCCCCUCCAAGGGCUAUUCUUCUAAACAUGCUUCCAGCGCUCUUUUCGGGUCACUUACCUCCUUUGCCUCCUAUCUGUCAUAUGUUCAAGGGCCUGCCACUUUGCAUCCAUUCAACGCUUGAGGAAAUACGCCAUAUUCUCCUGUCACGACAUCUGGAGCAUAUUUGUGUCGUAAAGGAAAUAUAUACAAAAAAUACAUAGGAAAAGACGGAUUAAGAAAACUGGUCGAGCACAUAAAGAGGGAUUCAAUGCGAUGGGUCUGUGGCAUGUAUUCCUAUGCAGCAAUUGUCCUACUGAUAAGUUUAUUGACACCACAAUGUUGUUGUUUCUUUCUUCUUUCAAAUAAUUCAGAUUGUUGAGCACAAUACGCUCCUCUUCCGGAAAGUUUUGCGGUUUGCCUUUAAGCCUAUUUCUGUCAUAUUUUGACUGUUUUUCGCUUUAAAGAUUUAUAUCGCACGACAAAACAUUUGGUUGUCUACGGAAGAGGAUUAGGGCCAAGCAAUAAUACAAAAAAAUA
Messenger RNA from Xyrauchen texanus (razorback sucker), 1947 nucleotides. RefSeq names its product homeobox protein HMX3-A-like. The record is from RefSeq and is a predicted model, not a curated record. Gene Ontology annotation, biological process: regulation of transcription by RNA polymerase II. Gene Ontology annotation, molecular function: RNA polymerase II transcription regulatory region sequence-specific DNA binding; DNA-binding transcription factor activity, RNA polymerase II-specific. Bases 69 to 836 code for a protein of 255 amino acids. The transcript has 2 exons. Gene Ontology annotation, cellular component: nucleus. Lineage: Eukaryota; Metazoa; Chordata; Actinopteri; Cypriniformes; Catostomidae.